UUUUUUUUAUUUUUAAUUAAUCAAAAUUUUUUCAUGAGUUUUAAAAGUGCUUAUAUGGACGAAAAUGUCAAGGAAAAUCAAUUUACUUUAGUCAAUCAAUUUCGAUGGUUAUUAGCUGGUGCUGCUGCUGGUUUAGCAGUUGAUUUAAGUCUUUACCCUUUGGAUACAGUCAAGGACUUCUAGAUCCUUUGCAAUUGUCAAUAACUAUUUUUUAUUUUAUUUAUUUAUUUAUUUAUUUAUUUAUUUAUCAGCAAACCACAGGUAUUUUAAAAUACAUUAAAGUGGUGCGUAAAAAAAAUAUAUACAAAGUAAAAAAUAUGUGAAGCAACAUGUAAAGCAACAACAAAAAAAAACAUGAAAAAAAAAAUAUAUAUAUAAAUAGUAAACAAACACUCGAAAACCACGCACGCUAGGGUUUAAUGUCCUUAGUAUUUUAUAGAAUACUGUUUAAUGAGACUUCUAAAUUUUUUCGGAUCAUUUAUUUUAAAUGGCUCUGUUGGAAGUUUAUUCCAGUUAUUUACCACUCUGUGAAAGAAAUUAUUUUUUGUUUUAUUUGUAUAUUUUUUUGUCCUAAGAAGUAGAGGCCUGCGAAAGGAUCUAUUUGAUAAAUUAAAAUAUUUUUGUGAAUUAAGGGAUGUAAAACCUUUUAUAAUUUUAAAGGCGGUGGACAGAUCGGCAACCUUUCUUCUAUCUAAUAACUUUUCGAGUUUACAAGUAUUUAAUCUUUCUUCAUAUGGGACCUUGAUUAAACCACAUUUUUUGUAAAUAUUUUUAGUGAAUAGUUUUUGGAUUUUUUCAAUUUUCUCUAUUUGAUAUUUCAUCUGUGGAUUCCAUACUUCAGUUGCGUAUUCUAGUUGGGGUCUUAUAUAUGUCUUAUAUAUAUUAACGAGGAGAUUUAAAUUUCUAGAUUUAAUGAUUCUUAUUAUUUGGGAGCUUUUUAAAUAUGCGUUUUUUAUGAUCAUAUUUAUAUGAUUGUUAAAUGAUAUUUUUGA
Meloidogyne enterolobii is the source of this 992-nucleotide messenger RNA. Lineage: Eukaryota; Metazoa; Nematoda; Chromadorea; Rhabditida; Meloidogynidae. The record is from the annotation of a GenBank genome assembly.